Molecule: messenger RNA, 16305 nt
Organism: Xiphophorus hellerii (green swordtail)
Lineage: Eukaryota; Metazoa; Chordata; Actinopteri; Cyprinodontiformes; Poeciliidae
Product: neural-cadherin
Exons: 34
Coding region: 3261-12077 (2938 amino acids)
Biological process (GO): neuron projection development; homophilic cell-cell adhesion; cell migration
Cellular component (GO): catenin complex; plasma membrane
Molecular function (GO): calcium ion binding; beta-catenin binding; cadherin binding
Source: RefSeq, a predicted model, not a curated record
AAGAAAAAUCCUUUAUUGUUGCAUAAAACGAGACCUGGAUAUAUACAACAGCUGGAUAUUACCUCAUAUUUUAAUAUUGUCCAACAGAAAAUUUAAAAUAGUAUAAUAAUAAAUCAGUUUUGACAGACCUGCUUCUCCUCUUACCUUGCAAAUACACUGCCAUUUAAAAAAAUUUAAACACAAAACGUAAUUAGUUGCUUGACAAUCCGUAUUUUUAAAAUAAUACAUAACAAAAUGUUAAUAAUUGACUGUCUGCUGAGAGGAAGCACUAACUCGGCUAUUUAAAAUAUGAGGUUAACAUAGUAUUUUUGAAUUUUUGCAGAUGUUUUAUGAUGUUUCUGAAUAAGAGAGCCUUAGACAGAACAGUGUCCUGGCAGUCAGAGUGAAAAAUUUAACCCCAGCCCAGCCGCAGUUCUCCAGAUGUUAGCAGGUUUGAUCUUCUUGCAUGACUUCUAUUCUGUGUGGAACAAAAUACACAGUUUACCCAUAUUGUUGAUGGGCUAUUGACUCCUGCUAUAUACAUUUUCUUAUUGUGGAAUUUUCUGUGAAGAAGAAUUUCCUCUUCGCCUUCAUUUUUGAUUUAUUCGCUUCCCUCCCAUACAUUUCUCCAAACCACCCUUAUUUCAGAAAAAAAAAAAAAAAAUUCUUAAGUUAAUUACAGAAAUGUAAAAGUGUGAAGCAUUUAUAAAGGAUUAGGAGUUUGUUAUGAAGAUAAUCCUGCGGAAAUUUACUUUAGUACGUUGCUGUUCCCUUGUUUUUUUCUGUUAUAUCUCCGCAGACCGCUGUUCCAAAAUAUCCACCUUUCAUGCUAAAGUAAACAGGCUUAAGACCUGGUACAAAACAAAUGUUUUGGUCUCUAUAGCUGUCACUCUGUAUGACAGAGAAGUGCUGUGGCAGCUACCCAAUGCUCCGCUUACAUGUCAGUCUUGCGUCUGGAAAUCCAAGAUGGCAGCAGCCAAAGGACAAACUCAAGACUUCAAAACAGCAGUCCACAAGCUAGUGGCUGAUGUCACAUGACUUAUAUCGGACUCCCUUAUGCAUUUUGUGACAGUGAUAGAGGUCAAACCUAUAUAGUAAUUUGUUUUACAGAUCCUGUUGUGCUGUUUUUUAAAAUCAUUUUGACUCUGACACUUAUUCAGAUACAUAUUUUAUGCCAGAUAUGGGAACGAUCUUGCCACCGGUUGCUGGUGUUUCUCUGUCAUUAUGCUGCAGCUGGCAAGUAAAACUGCAAUGGCAGUUGUGUUCAGCUGACAGACAUCAUUCUCCAUCAAAGCAGCUGUGAAUAAUGGAAGGACAGCGCUGCUGUAAACUGCACCUCUACAGCUGUUUUACUGAUAUGCCACCACUGGACCAAACACUGUAUGUAGAAACAUUGAAUAUUUAAUGAAUGCAGUGCCCUGCAAAUGAAUUCCUGCCCCGUCAAAUUGUUUACAUCAUAUCACGUUAAAACAAACAAACAAACAAAAAAAAUGAAUGUCAGUAAGCAGUACAUAACUAUUAGUUGGAGGAAAAUUGAUCCAGGGAUUUCACAAAUGUUUUCCAUAUACUAAUCUGAAAAAUGUUGUGUAUAAAUAUUUAUUAACUCUUUGCUGCUCCAAUCAUUUAAACUCAGUUUAUUUCAAUUCAAAAUGUUCACAACUAAUGUUAUCUUGAGGCACUUUACAAAAAAAUGAUUUCAAUUUAAUUACACAAACAUUACAUUUGAUCCUGAUUAUUGAACAGCUCAUUUAAUUAUUCAAAGUUGUUUAAAAAGUUUAUAUCUAAGGAAACCAAGCAGAUUGCAUCACCUCAAUGCAAUUCAAAAACACUUUAUUGAUCCCAAAGGGAAAUUCAAUGUUGUUGCAGCUCAGAGUUAUUGUAGAUGGUAAUGACAAGUCAUUGACUUGCAGCCUUCAGUCCUUCUGGGUGAGCAUAUAGAGACGUAGACAAAAAGUCUAGACUUGGAUUCAGAUAAUCGUGUUGAGUCGAAAAACAAUGUUCAAAGAUGCUCCCCAUCCAACAAAAAAUUAAGCGCAUACAGUAGAUGUGCAAAACUGCUGUGGACAUAAUCCAAAAGGAUAGAAGAUCAGAUUGUAGCAAAAAUUGUUUUAACAAAGUAUUUACUCUGAGAAUUAAAUAUCUCAAACAAAGUAUCUCUAUAGACUCACAGCUUUACAAAUAAUACAUCAUAUUAAAUCUUAUUUUGGGAAAAGAAAAUGUUCAAGUUUGUGCCCAGAAUAAAACGACUAUGUUCUCUUUCGUUAUGGCCACUUUGUGUACAGAGUUACUGCUAAGGCUUCAUAGAUACCUUGGACUGGUUUUGCCUUAAUAAUGGAUUUUUUUUUCCAUUACUGGGAAUUACUAUUAAAUUAAUGCUUCAGUCCUUAAUGACAUAUUUAAUAAUUGUUGCAAUGAUUUUAAAUUUAGACUCUAAAUGAAGCAACAUUUAAUUUUGAGAGCUAAGCGGCUUUUUUACUAUAUACAUAAAUCACUUUGUCAUCUUUACCAUAUAGAGUUUGAUCUGCAUCUGAUUUUUGUGUGUUGAAUGAAAGAUAGAGAUGAUCACAUCUGAUCAGGUCUAAUAAAAAACAACAACCUUUUAAGCAGUUAACCCACAUAUAGAAAAAGGUCUUGUACAGAUUCCUCACCAUCUGUAGACCCAUUCUUCCAGAGGGCGGGCCUCGCACUGUCACUCAUGUCAGUCCGGCGUCCUGAUUGGUCUCUCUCCUGCGAGGGGCCAGUGAGCGGUGCGAUGCAGCCACAUGGAGCCAGCCUGAUGCAUCUGUGUCCGUUAGUCUGUUCCAUCCUCCGGAGGAGUCAACCCGGAGAGUGUGGAACACUUUGGCGCAUCAUCAGCAUCUAUAUGCUGGAACUUUCUUUUUUUAAACUGAGCAGAGAGAAAUUAUACUCCAGAAUAUAUUUUUCGUCACUGUUCUUUCUAUUCAUGCGUCUUUCAUGUCCCCAAGAAACGUUGGGAAAUAGGACCAGUUUGAUCCAUGCGUAAAAGUCCUUGUUGGGUGAUUUAUCCAGAGGACUGUCGGAUUCCGUCCUGCGCUCUAGAUGGAGGUUUCUUAUCCUUCAUGACAGUGGAUCUAGGUCUUUUUGAGCCUUUAAAAGGAAUAAUUUAAUAAACUUAGCUGAAAAAGACUUGUGUUUCAUCUAGAAAGAUAAUUCCUAUUUUGUGCUGUUUUAAAGUGGAUCUAUGUGAGAGAAGUGCCCGUUUUUGUGGCUCCCGUGGACAUUUUGCUGUCUUUUGUAAGUAAAACUGUUUUAAUGGAAACAUGAACAAAGGUGCAAGAGAAUCGGUUCUCCUGAACACCUUCCACCUGCUGCUGCUCCUGCUGCUGGUUUAUGCUCCGCCGGUGAGUCUCUCCGCGCAGCGCAGGCAUCCAGCGCGCUACUUUGGCCACAUCGCUGAGAACUCCCCGGCUGGAUCGCCCGUUGAUGGGGUCUCAAUCCCGCUAGAAGCCGGAGUCUGCUCCGGUGCGAAUCUUGACGGCAGCCUGUACGGGAAUUAUCCCUCUGAUUUCCGGAUCGUUUACGAUUCUGAGCGUCGGGACCGUUUGGUUCUGGUGUCCGCCAAACCGCUGGACAGAGAGUUUAUAGCGAUGUACGAGUUGACGGUGGAACUCCCGCCCAUGUGCCAGACGAGACCGGCGGUCGUCCAGGUUGAAGUGUCCGACAGGAAUGAUAACAUCCCCCAGUUCCUCAGCGGGAAUAAAACGGUGGAAGCGGAUGAGCUGGCGCCGCUUGGAACCGUCUUGGCUCGCUUUGACGCAAAAGACGGCGACGCGGAGAGAAAUGGACGCACAACUUUUUACGCAUCGCCACAGUCCCGUUUGCUUCACGUGGUGCCACAAACCGGCCAGGUGAGGCUCGUAGGGUCGCUGUUGGGGGUCAAGCAGCUCACCCUGCGGCUUUACGUGAAGGACGACGGGGACGUGGCGCUGAUCGGUGACCCGGUGUUCCUUCGCGUCGACGUUCGCGGCUCCGGCAGAGCGCGGCGCAGACCCCGUGCUCUGUCCGAGGAUCUGAGCUACACAGUGACCGUACCGGACCACAUCAGAGUGGGUGAUCUGGUGUUCACUGUGCCGGACCAGAGGUUCGACCAGCGGUGGUUCGAGGUGAUAUCCGAGGCCGACUCGCCCGUACAGAUCGAAAGGGACUCGGGGCGCUUGUACCUUGCGCGCAGUCUGCGGGAGCCAGCGGAGGUGGUGGUGAAGAUCCAGAAUCUGCGAGGUGAUGACUGGUAUUUGUGCAGACUGACUCUGAGCAUGCCCAGUCAGGCUGACCUGCAGUGGGGGAUGUUUCCGUCGCCUUACCUGGGCGCCGUGGGUCCUGAUGCCACAUCUGGCUCUGUGGUCUACCGGCUGUCAGCGAGACAACGAGAUGGCGCGCUGGGACAAGCUCAGUUCCUCCUACUAGAUGGUGGUGAGGAGUGCUUUGAAGUGGACCGUCGCUCUGGGCUGAUUAGGACCACUGGACGACCUCUGACCCCAAGCAGGGAGUACCAUCUGCGGGUCCAGGCUGUGGACGGACGAGGCCGUAAAGGCCCACCGGCCACUGUUUCCAUCCUUGCUGGAUACCGACCGCCACAAUUCACCAACUCCACCUACAGCCUGAACGUGCUGGAAAACACACCUGUUGGCCAACCUGUUGCUGUGGUUCAGGCCGUCUCCUUCCAGAAGAAGAGUCUGUCCUACAUGUUACUAAUUAACCCCGGAAACCUGUUCAGCAUCAACCAGGAAAGCGGCGCUCUGAGCCUCACCAGAUCGGUCGACUACGAGAGCGGUCACAACCUGCACACCCUGCAGGUCCGAGCCUCCGAAAGUGACACCGGCCUCAGCGGCGUUGCAGAGGUCGUUGUCCACAUAACGGAUGAGAAUGAUUGCACACCAGAGUUUCUUCACUCCAUCUACACCAGAGAUAACAUACCUGAAAGCGUCGCACCUGGAACCUCACUACUGCAAGUUCUGGCUCGUGACUUUGAUUCCGGGGUGAACUCCGAGAUCUCCUACUUCAUCCCGAGUGGCGAUUUUGACAUCACAUCCGGGGGUGUGGUCAGCCCUGCCCGUCGCCUGGACUAUGAGCGGCCCAAUCACAUCUACGAGUUUGUAGUUGUCGCAGUGGACGCAGGGACGCCUCCUCGAACUGGGACUGCCUCUGUUCGUGUCCGUGUGGCUAACACCAACGAUGAGGUGCCGGUCUUCUCCCAAAGCGUCUAUAAGACCUUCCUCAGUGAGGACGCUGGUCCCGACACGCUGGUCGCCAUUGUUCACGCCAAUGACCCUGAUGGGGACGGCGUCUCUUACGCCAUCACAGGUGGCAAUGAGGACAGCAACUUCCAGCUAGACAACCAAAAAGGCAUCAUCAAGCUGCGACGGAGCCCACCCCCCAGGCUCAGAGGCCCGCAGUACGUCCUCAACAUCACCGCCACAGAUGACAAUGCUUCCGGCGGUCCCUAUCCACUCAGCAGCGCCGCACAGGUCAUCGUUGGGAUCAAUGACAUCAACAACAACAAGCCUGUGUUUGAUGAGUGUCAGAACUACAAUGCAGCGGUUCUGGAGAACCAGCCGCCAGGGACGUUCGUGCUUCGCGUGGAGGCUCAUGACGCAGACAUGGGGGUCAAUGGAGAGGUCAACUACGGCAUCAUGCACAGAGACGGUGUGUCGUCCGGGUUUGAUAUUGAUCCUCACACUGGUGUGAUCACCACAGCAGUGAGAUUUGACAGGGAGCGUCAGAGGGAAUUCACUCUUUCUGUGACGGCCACCGAUCAGGCUGAGGAGCCACUGAUUGGCAUCUGUCAGAUCACGGUGCUGAUCCUAGAUCAGAACGACAACGACCCCAAGUUUGAAAACAGCCGCUACCAGUACUUCCUAAGAGAGGACACUCCAGUUGGAACUAGUUUUUUACGGGCGGCGGCACACGACGACGAUCAGGGGAGCAACUCGGCCAUCACCUACUCACUGUCCAACCAGAAACCAGCUUACCUGCACAUCAACCCCAACACAGGCUGGAUUUAUGUCAACUACCCAAUCUCACAGACGUCCCGGAUCAACCAGCAGAUCUUGGCCUCAGACGGAGGAAACCGCAGCAGCUCUGUGGAGCUGACCGUCAUCAUCACCAACGUUCACAACCAGCCGCCCCACUGGGAUCAGCCCGAAUACUGGGUCACUGUGCCGGAAAACACUGUCCGAGAUGCUAAGAUAGUGACCAUCAAGGCAACAUCUCCACUUGGCGAUCCCAGGGUGACCUACAAUCUGGAGGAAGGCCUGGUGCCAGAGACCAACAUGCCGGUGCGGUUUUACAUCAAACCAAACCGGGUGGACAGCUCGGCGUCGAUCCUGGUGGCCGAGAACCUCGACUACGAGAUGACACGCUUCUUCACGCUGAGAGUGCGUGUGCAAAACGUCGCUGCCGUGCCUCUCGCAUCCUUCUCCACUGUUUACGUCAAUGUGACAGAUGUCAACGACAACGUUCCUUUCUUCCUGUCAUCCACCUACGAGGCCACGGUGCCUGAAGGAGCACAGAUUGGCACAUCGGUCGCUCAGGUCUCAGCGACAGACCUCGACUCGGGUCUGCAUGGGAUGAUCCACUACACGAUCCUGAAGGAUGAGAGCGGAGACUCUCAGUACUUCAGCAUCGACUCCCGCAGCGGCGUUGUAGUAACUCGUGCUUCUUUUGACCGUGAGCAGAAAGCUUCUUACCUGAUCGAGGUGCAGUCGCAGGAUGGCUCCGAGUCAGCCCGACCGGGCCAGCAAGGCCAGCCAAACACAGACACCGCCUACGUCAGGAUCUUUGUCACCGAUGUCAACGACAACGCUCCGGCGUUUGCCCAGCUGGUGUACGAGGUCAGUGUGGAGGAAGACAAGGAGGUGGGCUACGUCCUCAUCACUGUCACAGCCAACGACGAGGAUGAAGGCGCCAAUGCUAAGCUGCGCUACCAGAUCACUUCAGGAAACGCCAUGGGGACCUUCGACGUGGAACCAGAGGUGGGCACCAUCUUUGUAGCUCAGCCGCUCGACUACGAGAUGGAGCAGCGCUACGAGCUGCGGCUGGUCGCUUCUGAUGGGAAAUGGGAGAACGAGACCCUGGUGGUGGUUCAGGUGGUCAACCGCAACGACGAGGCGCCGGUGUUCAGUCAGACAGAGUAUCACGCCUCUGUGAUGGAGGAGCUUACGCAGCUUCCUGUGUUCAUCCUAGAGGUGUCAGCAACAGAUCCCGAUCAGGAAGCGGACCAGACUGCCCUCCGCUACUCCCUCCAUGGCCAAGGUGCCGGUGGCGAGUUCACUAUCGACGAACACACUGGAAGGAUCUAUGCUCAGCGCCGCUUGGACCGGGAGGAGCGCCCCGCCUGGAGAUUUCUUGUCCUCGCCACAGACGAGGGUGGAAUGGGGCUUACAGGAUUCGCUGAUGUGCUGUUAGAAGUCCGAGACAUUAACGAUAACUCCCCCUUCUUUCCAUGCCCCACCCUAGAGGUAGACGGAUGUUUCAUUGGCCAAGUGCCUGAAAACUCACCCGCCGACACCUCCAUCAUGGAGAUGCAUGCCAUGGACCUUGACGACCCAAACGAAGGCAGGAAUGCCAUGCUUACCUACAGCAUCAUCAAGAACAUUCGCAAUGAGAUCAACCUCAACUUGUUCUCCAUAAAUGCCACUACUGGGACUAUCUACACAGUUCUCCGCUCACUGGACCGGGAGACAGAAGACAAAUAUCUGGUUGUGGUGGAGGCCCGGGAUGGCGGUGGUUUGUCUGGGACGGGAACAGCCACUAUUAUGGUUUCAGACGUAAAUGACCACCCACCUAUUUUUACUCAGAGGGCUUACACCACUCAGAUGAAUGAGGAUAUGGAGGUAAACAGCGAGGUCCUUGUGGUCUCUGCCACUGAUGGAGAUGAGGGUGAGAAUGCUGUUGUCACCUUCAGCAUCGUUGGCGGAGACGAGGAAAGGAAGUUCUUUGUUGAGACGGACAAAGUAAACCGACGUGGCGUGAUAAAGCUGAAGAAGAAGGUUGACUUUGAGAAACUCCAUGAGCGGACCUUUAAUCUCACUCUGAAGGCUGAAGAUGCUGACUUUUUCAGCCUGGCCUACUGUCUCGUCCAAGUAGAAGACUCCAACGACCACGCUCCAGUCUUUUUCCCACAGUUCUAUGAGUCGGCUGCCAUGUCUGAAGAUGUCCCAGUGGGAACGAUUGUUGCUCAGGUUACAGCAUCUGAUUUAGACUCUGGCCUAAAUGGACGCUUCUCCUACAGUAUUUCGAAGGAGUCCGACCCUUACGGUCAGUUCCUGGUGGAUCAGUCCGGUUGGGUGGUAGUCGCUCAUUCUCUGGACAGAGAAAAAAUCUCCCAGCACAGGAUCAUGGUUCUUGCAACAGAUGCUGGUAUCCCACCGCUAACUGGCACCGCUAUCGUUAUGGUAACUGUUCUCGACAUUAACGACAAUGGGCCAGAGUUUGAAGCUGCCUAUAAGCCUGUUGUUUGGGAGAACACUGCUGCUCCGCAGGCGGUGCGAAUGAAUGAAACGUCCAUGCUUCUUCACGCCGUCGACCGAGACACGUCCGCCAACGGUGGUCCGUUCUCCAUCCGACUCCUGCUUCUAACCUCUGAUGCCACAAACUUUAACCUGACAGACUUUCGGAACGGCAGCGCAGCCAUCACUGCUCUUCGCAGCUUUGAUCGCGAGCGUCAAAAGGAGUACCGCCUUCCCAUUCUCAUGAUUGACAGCGGUUCUCCUCCAGUGAGCUCAACCAACACGUUGACAGUUGUCAUCGGGGAUAGAAAUGACCAUCCACACUUACCUGGACACACCCAUAUUGUUGUCUACAGUUUUGAAGGGAUUCUCCCAACAGCAGCUCUUGGACAAAUUCAGUCCCCUGACCUCGAUGACUGGAGUGAGAAGGUGUACCGCUUCGAUGGCAAACCAACCAGGUUGUUCGGUCUGAAUCAGAGCUCAGGUCAGCUCAGCAUCAGGGAGGGAACUCCUCCAGGCACGUACCGCCUGCAGGUACGUGUGUCCGACAGCACAUGGCCUGAUGUCAUCUCCACCGCUCAGGUGGAUGUCACAGAGCUGCACCAGGAGGCCCUGCAGCAAGCUGGCUCCGUGCGCCUAAACAAUCUUACAGUGGAGGGUUUUUUCCAGAGUAGCAGCGGAGGUCAGGGGAGUCGGUUUUCCCGUUUGGGGCGAAUGUUGGCUGAAAUCCUGCAGACGUUGCCAGAGAACGUCCAGAUAUUCUCUGUAGGCAAAGCCGACCAGCUGAGUUACAGAGCGCUGGACGUCUGGUUUGCUGCACACGGCUCACCGUACUACAAGGCGGAGAAGCUUCAUGGAUACGUGGCGGCAAACAAAGCCAAGCUGGAGGCCAUGUUGGGCGUGUCCAUCAGCCAGGUGGGCGUGGAUGACUGUCCGUACACAGACUGCAGUCAGUAUGGAGGCUGCAGCAGCGAGGUUUCAUUCAGCCAGGUCCCGGUGGCUCUGAGCUCCGGUAACGUCUCUCUGGUUUCACUGUCGGCCUCGACGACCGCACGCUGUGGCUGCCGAGGGCGAGAGGCGACCCACCUGACAUGCUCUGCCUAUCCCAUCAACCCCUGUCUCAACGGAGGCAUCUGCCAGGAUGGCCCUCUUGGAUACCGAUGCAAAUGUCCCCCCAUGUUUGACGGGCCGGAGUGCCAGCAGACUAAACACAGCUUCGGAGGUCAGGGUUACGCCUGGUUUCCUCCCAUCAAGCCUUGCUUCCAGAGCCAAAUAUCCCUGGAGUUCCUCUCCGAGUCGGCCAACGGGCUGCUGCUCUACAACGGGCCGCUUGGCCUCGUCCAGCCUGGGGAGCCGGAGGACUUCAUCGCCGUCGAGUUAAGGAACGGAGUUCCAGUUCUGAGCAUAAACCACGGAUCAGGAACGCUGACCCUUCAGCUCCCACCCAAAGCUACGAUCAACGACCGGCGCUGGCAUCGCCUGGACAUAAUCAGCGAUGGGAAGCUUGUCCAGCUGAUCCUAGACCAGUGUGGUGGGGUUCCUGUGAACGAGAUGGAAGGUGUGGGAGGGGAGACCCGAGAGAUCGAUGAGUCCGACUGCAGAGCUGCAGGAGAAACGCCCGGGACCCAGCGGUAUUUAAAUGUCUACCAGCCUCUUCAGUUGGGAGGAGUGAAGGAAAUGUCUCCCUACCGCCGUUACCGAAGUUUUACUGGAUGCAUCCGAAACCUGGUGGUGGACAGCCAGGUGUACGACCUGGCGAGUCCAGGUGAGAGCGUCGACAGUGCGCCAGGAUGCAAGCUGACAGACGGCGUGUGUGUGACGGCGGCCGGUCCUUCGUGUGGCGUUCACGCCUCCUGCCUCGCUGACUGGGGCUCCUUCAGCUGUGAGUGUCGUCCAGGAUACAACGGACACAAGUGUGAGAGAGCUGUGCAGGAGUUCUCCUUCGACUCGGACAGCGUGAUGCGUUUUCAGCUCAGAGGAGGCGGCAGCUCCCGACGCACCAACAUCCAGAUGCUCCUCCGGACCAGAGCCACCUCGGGGACCCUGCUCUCCGUGGCGUCCCGGGACUCCAACGAGUACAUCAUUCUGGAGAUCAGUGACGGUCACAUCUCAGUGCGUGCCAACCUGGGAGACGGCGCUCACUCUCUCCAGCUCCCCGGUCACAGAGUGGACGUCGGACUGUGGGUCCUGGUCAGCCUCGGUCGCCACGACAACAGGUUUACCCUGCGACUGGAGCAGGGAGGGGGCUCCCGGGAGGUUCAGGCGCAGCUGGGGAGCCGCAGGGAGAUUGUGGUUCAUCCGGCCAGCCUGAUGGUUGGCAACAGACCGAACGCUGGAGACAAGGCUGACUUCCAGGGCUGCCUGCGGGACGUCCGUUUUAACGGCCACAUCCUCCCUCUGGACGGCCAGAGCCGGGACCUGGUGACGCUGCUGGAGCGGCGGGGGGUCACCUCGGGUUGCUCCAGCGACGCAUGCAGAAGCCAGCCCUGUCGCAGCCCGCUGCGCUGCAUCGACCUGUGGAGAAAACACCAGUGCAAGUGUCCAGGCCCUCAGGUGACCGUCACCGAUGAGUCCGGUCUCCAGCGCUGCGUACCGUCACCCUGCGGCCCGUCCUCCUGUCGUAAUGGCGGCACAUGCCAUCCCCUGUCAGCUGACAGCUACCAGUGCCGCUGUCAGGAGGGAUUUAGGGGUCAACAUUGUGAGCUGGGGCAGGUCAAAGGUCAGAGGAUGACUGCUCUCAGCCCCAGCUCCAUCCUCGCCAUCAGCAUGUGCCUGCUUGUCUUUAUUGUGGUGUUGGUGGCAGUGACCGUUUGGAAUCAGAAAGGCAGCCGAAACAAGUUCAGGAAGCGAGGAGUUUACCACAUCCCUGCUGAACACCAGAGCUGGGAAGACAUCCGAGAAAACAUCCUGAACUACAACGAGGAAGGAGGAGGAGAGCAGGACCAGAAUGCAUAUGACAUCACGGAGCUGAAGCGUCCUCUGUGCUCCAGCUUGUCCCAGUCGUCCUCCUGCACCACCGCCCCGCUCAUCAAGUCCUCCCCUGGCUCCCAGGAGGAGGUGCAUCCGUCCGGCUCCUCCUGCAGCUCCGGCGCCCCCUACCUCAGCAUCCCUCACCACCACCACCAUCACCACCACCACCAUCAGCACGCAGCUGGCGCCGGCUACAGCAGCGACGCCACCUACGCCAACUAUUCCUCCCACGCGGGCAGGGACACAGAGAUGAGUGACACGGGCAGCUGCGUCGAUGCUCCGCCCGCGGCGCGCUCGCAUGUGGACUUCAAAAGCUACGUGGAGCGAAUCAUCUGGGAGGCGGACAACGACAGCGGUGCGUUUCCAGCCGACGCCUACCACGUCUGGUGCGUGGAGGGCUCCGGGUCCUCAGCAGGAAGCCUCAGCUCUCUGGGGUCGGCCGUUUCCUGCAGAAGAAUGGCUGCCGGGGACAAAAAGGAGGAGCCAGAGGAGGAGGAGGAUGAAGGGGGUUUUGUGUGUGACAGGCUGUCACGGUGGGGGCCGAAGUUUCAGGCUCUGAGUGAGAUGUACGACCGGCCACAGCUGGGCCUCACGUACAGGGACGCAAUAGCCUACAUACAGAGGAGCCACAGCCAUGACCCGCUGCCUCAGCACCACUAGGGGGAGCCACUCAACCACGACCACACAGUCCUACUUUGCUUAUAGGGUCUGGAAGUGCUGCAUUCACACAGCCUCAGAAAACAAACAAGAAAUUUUCAGGUUAUAUUCACUAUUACGGUCCUGUCAGGGAUAUUUACUCAGGGCAAUAUGGCUUCAAAAUAAAAUCCUUUUUUUUCAUACCAGAUCACAUUUUCAAUUUUAAUUUUUUUCUCACAUAGUUUCUAAGAAAAAAUAAUGAUUCACAAAAGUGGCUUUUAUUUCAUCAUCUUUUCUGUGAGUUGUAAUACAGAGUAUUAGAACCAGCUGAAGAUAAUUUUUUGUUGAAUUAUGAGAAUAUAGUUGUAAUAUUGGCAGAAAAAAUCUGCUGUGUGUGCGCACUGACAUCACUAUGAACUAUAAAAACUCCAGAAGUGGUAAAAAAAAAAAAACAAUCACAAUUUUCCAAAAAUAAAAUCUUCAUAAGCCAAAAAUUUGAUUAAUGAUCCAGCUGUAAAUUAUGGUAUUUUCAGUCCUCAAAUCUUUCAAAUUUAAGUCCAGACAUAAACAGGAAAGUUUUGCUUAUUUCUGCUUCUUAGUUGGUCAUUUUAGGAAAAGGGGGAAUAAAACCAAAGAAACUCUAGUUUAUGAGUAAUCAAACAGAUACAACAGGGCUCAUUUUAAAAGGGUUAAAAGAUUAUAAAUACCAAAUAUUAAUUCUGUUACCACUAAAAUGUCUAUAAAUAACAGACUUUGCUUUAAUGUGUUCAUAUUGGAGGGUUUUCUUUUUAGUGUUAUUUGUGUAUUUUAGUUGAGUUUGAAUUAUCUUCUGCAAAAUUUUAUCAGGACUCAUCUGAUGUUUUGCACUCAUCUGAUAGUUUUAUUCCCACAGUUCUUAGGUUUUUGCUGCUGGAUGUUUACUUCUCUCUUUUUCUUGUCAGAAACUUUUCCAUUUCCUGCUAACUAGCUAGGCUAGCUUAAUGAGCAGAACAGCUUGAGAAAUUUGACUGAUAUCAGAAAUAACAAAUAACAUUUGUUUUAUUUUAUAAUAAUGAUUGGAAAACAAAUUCUAAUCAAAUUAUAUAUAUAUAUAUUUUUUUUUUUUGCUUUUUCCUUUCAACUUUCAGAAGCCCCUAUAGCGCCCCCUGGUGGCCCCACUUUGAAAAACUCUGAUUAGGAGAUGAAGUUCUAAGCGGCUCUAUGCAGCAGGUUUUAGCAGCAGAUUUAGCUCCAGAACAUCUAAUCCAACAAAAAGGGUUUAAAUGGGAUGUUGUGUGAAUGCAGCAGCUCCUCUCCUCUGUGUUCACCAGUGUUGGGAGAAAUUCAAAGACACAUUCAAUGUUAGAGGUUCAUUGUGUUGCGCUCCUUUUUUCAGAGACGCUGUGCUUCAGAAGGAAAAAAAAGCACAGAAAACUCGUUACUGGUUCACCAGCUUUACACAGAAACAUUCUUCCUCUUCCAUUAAAAUAUCUUCUUUGUGAUGUAGUUAUUCAAUUCGUAAGAGGCUUCUGGGUCGCUGUGCUUUGCUGUUUGCGAAAUGGGACUUUCGGGGUCAAAUAGUGUUUUCUCUGAAGCAACACCACCAUCAAAUGAUGUGAGAAACUUUCAGUGGCUGGAGGUCAGAGUGGAAGAAUUACACUGCUACACUUGAAAUCUCAGAAAACAUUAAGGCCUUGAAAAUGACUCAAGUUGUUCUUUCACUGCAUUUUAUUUGAGAAUUUUUGGAUCGGAAAGUUUUUCCUUUGAAAUUUAUAUUCAAAAUGUCAAACAUGCUAAAAGUCUUUCCAAGGAUCUUUGCGUUUUUUUGUAAAUAAACAUAGACAAACUUAGAUUUUUAAACUCCCAGGUUCAAAAGAUGUGUAAACACUCAAAAAGAAGCUUUUAAUUUCUCUUUUCUACCUUCUUAUUGCACUAAAAGAGGAUUCAGUCUUCAUAUAGGACAAAACAAUCAAUUUGAAACAGAACUUUUGUAAUAUUGGAGGGUAAAACACUUUUUCCACCUUGUAAAAUCAGCUUUACUGGUACAUUUUUAAAUAAGAUUAUUUUUCUACUCCCUUAAGGAAGUUCAUUGAGGAUCCUCUUUGAUGGUUGUUGGUUAUGCUCUGCUGACUUGCUGGUUACUCCACUUUUUCCGUCCUAGAACUCACUUUUUUACGUACAAAUUUGAUCUUCAAGCAGCUUUGAAAUUUCCAUUCAUUUAAACAAAAUCGGAGCAAACCUAGUUUUACAUUUAUUUGCAGUUGAAGAUGAACUUAUUAGUCUGCUUAAAUGCUUGUUGACACAAACCUCCGUUUUGGUUUUAGCACAUUUAUCAUCCAGACACUAGGUGGUGCUAAAGAGAGAAGAGAAGAAAGAAUCUACUGAGAUAAAUGUGUUUAAAUGUGACAAAUUAGAAAAACGUGAGGCUGAACCAGAUAAAAUUCUGAAAAUAAAUAAAUACAUUUUGGAAAUUAUUACCCUUUCACACAAACUUUAACAGUUUUAGAUUUUAUAUCCAAUCUAAAGAGAAAUUAAGUGUGUACAACAUGAAGCCAAUCAUGUAACCUUCAAAAAUACUCAAAUUUUGGGAUCAGAUUUACCUUUUAAAAUUUACUUUUCAGUCCUGGUUAAAGUUGUUGGCUUUGCUGGUAAAUAUAUGUAAAAAAAAACUUAAAAUUAAUUUGUUUUAUAGCAGAUUUUCAGAAAAAGUGAUAUUAUGAAUCACAAACAUGUGAUUCAUAAUUUGAUUUAAGAUAAUCAGUGGAGAUAAUUAUUCAUACUUCUAAAAAUGUUAUUAAAAUUAAGCUUCAUAGUUUAUAUGUGGAACCCUUAAAAUUUGAAUUUAUGACUUCCUGUUCCCAGGAGGUAUAAAUAUGAUGUGACACCAGAGCUCAUUUAUUUUUAACUUUAGCUCUUUAAAAUGGGAAAGACAAGCAAACAUGUCAUUCAAAGCAAAUGUAUGUUGAUGUUGAUAAGUCAAACUAUUUUUUUUAAGAUUAUGCAACUUCCAGUAUUUGAUUAAUUUAUUCACAAUCCUUUUAUUUAUGGUUCCAACAAACAUAAUGACCACAUAUAGGUAUAGUUUUUAUUAUUUUUAGCAUCUUGGUUUUGUAUAUUGAACUGUAGAAAUUGGUUCAGUUCUAAAGAACGCUUGAAUAUUCUCAUAUUGUGAUCUUACACUUUAAAAGUCCACAUUUGUUGCAUUUUCUUUUGUUUUGCUCUCAUCAAAGUUUGCAGAUACAAUCAAGCAAAUCCAGAGUUAGAUAAAGGGACUGAAAAAAGCCAGGCUGCUUUCUGCCACCCUAAUCUCCAAUCAACCCUACAGAGUUUAUUUAGUGACCACUUGACAGUCUUUUCACGGCUCAGCGCCUGUAAAUUCAGCUGUUAUCUGGGCUGUGGUCGUUUGUUUCACCUGCAUUAAAGCAGACGGUAAAUUUCUCAUCCUGAAGGUGAGAUAAAGAGAAACAGAAAUAGAAGACAUUGCCCUGGACUUUAGUAGAACAUUUGUUUUCUGCACAUGACUUUUUAAAGUUUCUUUGCUAUCAAAACAGAAAUGGGUGAUUAGUUUAACCCGAAUGCAUUGUCUACCACCUGGUUUUCAUUACGUUGCCUGAUGAAUGCAGAUCUUCGUGGAGAUGAGGACAAUCAGAGUAAAAAGGUUUAUUUUAAACUCAAUCAACUCAAAUGUCUGCUGCCAGUUCAAGGUUUUAUGACACAGCUCUCCAUUAUUGUUCUAUUAAAUCUUAUUUUGGAUUCAGCUGUCAGUUUUUGUUGUUGCUUUUUGUGCAGCUUCCAGUAUGAAUUAGUUAAAGUUCUUUCCUUCAGAUGGUGAAACAGGUUUUGUGUUUCUCUUCUGGUGCCUAAAGUGAAAUAGAAUAAAAAAGUAAAAUAAGCCCUGAAAGAACUGUGCUCAAAACUAUGCAUCCAAAUGGAGUAACACAGGUGUGUGUGUGUGUGUGUGUGGGGGUGUGUGGGCGUGGGGGUGUGUGUGUGUGUGGGCGUGUGUGUGUGUGUGUGUUUUUAUAAACUGUCGAUGUGAAGCAGAUGUUGAGUGAGUUUUGGCCUCUUCGCUGUUCAGCAUCUGUUGUAAAUCCAGAGCUUUUCGAGGCGAAGGUGUGAACAUGUUGCAGCAUUCCUGUAGGUUUAAACUGAGCAGAGAUGCACCGUGUAAUAUGAUGUACAAAUAAACAUUUUAUAGCUGCCUAUUAUGGGUUAUUCCUUUUGUAUAUGACUUUUAAUAAAAAAAUAAAUAAAAAAGCCUUUUCCCCAUAAA